Fomitiporia mediterranea MF3/22 is the source of this 1279-nucleotide messenger RNA. RefSeq names its product Clavaminate synthase-like protein. Gene Ontology annotation, molecular function: dioxygenase activity. Bases 57 to 1142 code for a protein of 361 amino acids. Lineage: Eukaryota; Fungi; Basidiomycota; Agaricomycetes; Hymenochaetales; Hymenochaetaceae. The transcript has 4 exons. The record is from RefSeq and is a predicted model, not a curated record.
UUGGUUGAAGGAUAAAGCGCAGAACCUGCUUCACUGUCGCUCAGUAGCUGCUGACAAUGCCAGGCUUAACGCUCCCUCCAUUCCCCGAUAACAUACCUAUACAUCCCUUGCUAGUCAUCGAUUAUGAGCUCCUGAAGGCUGGCGACAACGAUGAGAUUGAGAAACUCUGGAAAGCCGCGACGGAGUUGGGUUUCUGGUAUCUGAAGAAUCACGGCGCUGAUGAGGAAGUGAACGGGAUGUUUGACUGGGGUGCGGAGACGAUGGCCCUCCCACUUGAAGAGAAACUCAAGUUCGCACAAGGCGAAGGAAUCAAGACCUAUGGAUACAAGCCGCUGGGUCAUGUUGCGACAAACGAAUAUGGCAGCCCAGACAACAUCGAAUUAUUCAAUGUCUCCAAGGAGGACGUGCUUGCCUACCCAGAUGUAGUACAUACUACGUAUCCGUCGACCGUGAACGCCCGCAUGGAGUCUACAAUUAUUCCCUUCACGCGCAAAUCGUUGGAUGUCGUCGAGACUACCAUGACUAUAUUUGAGAAGAAGCUCGGCCUACCAGCAGGUGCGAUAAUGAGGCUCCAUCCUCUAAUGGAGCCAAGUGGUUGCGAAGCGCGUGUAAUCAAGAGCCCACCAAAAUACACUGCGAAUCCCGACGGUAAAGUCGAUAUGGACAAAGUAUCCCUUGGUGCUCAUACGGACUUCGGAUCUCUAUCGUUCUUGCACAAUCGACUUGGUGGCUUGCAGGUCCUUCCACCUGGAAGUCAGGAUUGGUAUUAUGUCCGCCCGAUGCCUGGACAUGCCAUUUGCAACAUUGGAGAUGCGCUCUCGAUGUUUUCUGGUGGCGCCUUGCGUUCAAACAUGCACCGAAUCGUGCCUCCGCCAGGUGCUCAAGCCGCUUAUCCACGCUGGUCAGUUGUCUUCUUCUCACGGCCUGCAAAUACCGUACGUCUUCGCGCUCUUGAAGAAGGUAGCGUUGUGAAGGAAGCACUUUCGCGGAUGAGCCCCGAGGACAGGGCGAGAUAUGAUCCGAAUGUCACGCAGGGCGAAUGGUAUGCAAGGAGGAUGGAUGGAAUUAGUCUGAAGAAUAGAAAGGGGCCUGAGACGUAUCGUGCAAGUCGGGGGAUGGAGCAUAAGCCUGGAGCAGUCUAAAACAUUCUAAAAAGUCAUUAUAUGAUUAUCCAACUACCCGAAAUCAGACCGAUUGUACUGAGUUGAAAGGGUCCAACUCACAUAUGUAGCUCUAUGAUGCCGUUAUCCGGACGUUUUGUAAACAGAAUUACUUUGCC